AUGUUCGACGUGUUCAGACUCGCGUCGCCAGGUGGGCAGCCCUUACAACAGCCACCCGAGUUCGAUGCCAGCUAUGACCCACAUAAGCACCGCAAAGUUCCCCAUCCGACAUCCUAUGGAGAGACGAUGACGCACAUGCUGAAAGCUUGCUUUGGUGCAGGAAUGCUCGCAAUGCCGAACGCUUUCGCUCGCCUGGGCCUUAUUUUUGGAAUUGUAGGAAUCGUUUUCCUCGGAGUUUUCGCUACUUACUGUAUACAAAUUCUGGUGAUAUCUCAGUACCAGAUCUGCAAGAAGUGGCGGGUAGGCUACAUGUCCUACCCUAAAAGCAUGCGCCUCGCUGUGCAGUCUGGGCCACCGUGCCUGCGCUGGUCCGCCACCAUUUUCGAAAACGCCGUGGAUGGAAUUCUCAUAUUUUGGCAAAUAGGAGUUUGCGCUAUAUACUUGGUGUUUGUCUCUGAAAACUUAAAACAGAUUUGUUUGUAUGCCGGUCACGACUUAUCACUGCGAGUGCUGAUUUGUUGUCUAUACCCAAUAUUAGUAAUUGUAUGUUUGGUAAAAGAUCUUAAAUUGUUGGCGCCUCUAUCAACGUUCGCUAAUGGCUGUACCGUAAUCGGCCUGGUUUUGAUAUUCUUUUAUUUGGUAGAAGAUGACGUACACGUCGAUGAAAGUCAUUUCGCGUUAAAAGCACUGACAGAUAUUCCAAUAUUCAUCGGCAUCGUUUUGUACGCCUUAGAGGCGGUAGGAGUGAUCCUGGCGCUGGAGUACAACAUGGACAAUCCAGCAGAUUUCACCGGGAUAUUUGGACUGUUCAGUAUCGGAAUGACGAUAAUUGUCCUCAUCUACACUGCGCUGGGUGUCUGCGGCUAUCUCAAGUACGGGAUGGAUUCCAAAGCAUCCAUUACGCUUAAUCUUCCGCAAGAUCAGAAAAAAUCGCAUGCAGCAAAGAUGGCGUUUACUUUGGCAGUGUUUUCGUCUUUCCCGCUACAAAACUUCGUGGCUUGGCAAAUACUUUGGCAGAACUACCUGGAAAAAAAGUACAUAGGCACCAAGAAAGAGAAACUGGUUGACUAUGGUUUACGGAUAUUGUGCGCAACUAUACCAUUCGUUAUGGCUCUGAUAGCGCCGGCGCUGGGCCCGUUCAUCGGUCUGAUGGGGUCGUUCUGCUUAUCCAUGGUGGCGAUCCUGUUCCCAGCCGUCGUGGACAUCUCCGUGUACUAUCCCGACAAGUACGGCCCCGGCAGGUACAAGCUGUUCACCGAUAUCUUCAUCAUCUUCUUCGGAAUAUUCUGUUGCUGCUCUGGUGUCUACACCAGUCUACUGGAAAUGAUUGAAAUACUUGGUAAAGAUUGAAGUGCUCCUCCUCUAAAGCUUCAUUGCACCGGCUAAAACAAGCAUGGCCCAAAGUAACGAUUUCUACAGCUCACAGAAAAUACCAUU
This is a messenger RNA of Helicoverpa zea (corn earworm), 1437 nucleotides long. RefSeq names its product proton-coupled amino acid transporter-like protein CG1139. The transcript has 8 exons. Gene Ontology annotation, molecular function: amino acid transmembrane transporter activity. The record is from RefSeq and is a predicted model, not a curated record. Lineage: Eukaryota; Metazoa; Arthropoda; Insecta; Lepidoptera; Noctuidae. The coding region runs from base 1 to 1350 and encodes 449 amino acids. Gene Ontology annotation, cellular component: vacuolar membrane. Gene Ontology annotation, biological process: amino acid transmembrane transport.